This is a messenger RNA of Lutzomyia longipalpis, 5728 nucleotides long. RefSeq names its product T-box transcription factor TBX2b-like. Gene Ontology annotation, molecular function: RNA polymerase II cis-regulatory region sequence-specific DNA binding; DNA-binding transcription factor activity, RNA polymerase II-specific. The record is from RefSeq and is a predicted model, not a curated record. The transcript is spliced from 5 exons. Bases 3398 to 4840 code for a protein of 480 amino acids. Gene Ontology annotation, biological process: regulation of transcription by RNA polymerase II; positive regulation of DNA-templated transcription; cell fate specification. NCBI's taxonomy places the organism in Eukaryota, Metazoa, Arthropoda, Insecta, Diptera, Psychodidae. Gene Ontology annotation, cellular component: nucleus.
AAAAAAAAGAAGUGCAAAGUUCUCAUUAGCAAACGUCAAAGAAUUUAAUCUCUUCUUUUUUUCCUUAUAUGUUUCUUUUAUAAGUUUUUUUUUUAAACUUGUUUUAAUGCCUUAAGAACUUGAUUUAAAAUUUUCACUACAUUCAACAUAUACCCAGAAAUUCCAAUUCAAUUAACAUAUCAAAUGGAUUGAGUAGAGCUUUUACCUUAGCAAAUAGAUGAGUUUUAUAACCGCGAAAAUACGUGGUAAUUUGCAUAAUUUGCCCUUUAUCCGUGAAUUUUGAAGAUAAAAUAAAAAUAGGAAAAUCUCUGUGUGGUCCCCCAGUGCGACUCCACCCAUGUGUGGAGCUACCACAAAAUUGCGCAGAGAGAAGUAUCAAAAUUAACACAUUCGCCAUGUUUAACGGGAAAAACAAAUUGUGAUUUAAAUUUUGACCAAUAAAGAUAACAAAAAAAAAGUAUAUUUUCACCACGAGCACGAUGCCGGGCCCCCUUUGAAAGAAAAAUGUUUUAAUUAUAUAAAAAUUCCAAGAUCUAAAUGGUUAAUCUUGUUCUCUCAAAAUUAAAAAAAAAAAAACAAUUCCAUAUGCAUAAGCAAAUUUGUUACCAUUUGAUAGAGCGAAUUAGGCUUACAAGAGAUUACCCAACAAAUUACCGAACAAAGCGUUAUGCUAAAUUUCUCAUUACUCCUCCACAUUUUUAUAUUAUUGCCCACAAUUUUUUUUUUCUUUCUUACAUCUUUUCAUCUUUUCUUUUUCCCUUCCAUUCAUUUCCAGUGAAAAGUCAUUGGCGUUUUUAUGAUAGCCGAAUUCACUGCGUGAAUUGCAUUUUAUUAUAGCAUGUUCUUCGCGUGGAUUAGCUCGUGAAUGGUGGCUUUUGUGCCCAUAAGAUUUUUUUUCUUUCUAAAAGAGAAAUAAUAAGGGGAGAGAGAAGGAAUGUAAUCAGUUGAAUGCGCAAGGCCUAAAAAUUUGCAUAUAAAAUGCAAUUUUCUCUUAAUAAGUGCAAUUACACCACAUAAUAAUCAUAGAAGGAGGUAAGAAAUGCGCCUUAUUGAUUAAAAGAAUAUUUUUCAUUCCUCUCACAAGCCCUUGUAUAUAGAAUUUAUUUAGACGAGUACAUAUGUAUGCAUGCAAGAAUUUCAUAGUAUUCACCAUAAAAAAACCGCCCAAUAAAAUGUGCAAUAAAAAUAGAAAAUAAUCCAUAAUUAUAAUCUUGAGAUUUAAAUUUAAAAAUUGGGAAACUCACUGUAAAAAUUGUAAAAUUAAGGGGAACUCACACUAAAGAUUGUAAAACAAUAUUACAUCAAAAUGUAUAAGAAAAGUAUUUUCUACAUUACGCGUAAAUAAACAUAAAGGAUUAUUCAAAACAUUUUUACUUAUUUACGCCUUAAAAUGUAAAGAUUUUUUUUUUGCAAAAUUACUACUGCGUAAAUAACAUAAGCUCACUUUUGGAGAAGAUUAAUUUUAGGAAAUAGACAAUAAAUAACAUUUAAAAGCUCACCUAGAGAGGUUUUUUAAAUUUUUAAAUAGUCUCCGGGCAUUCCCAUCAUAUUGUUACAAGAUUUUUGUUAGUUUUAUUUUUAAUUUAACUUUUUAACGUUCUUUUAUUCGAUUUAUUUAUUAUUUAACUGAAAAACCUACUUUAAACAAAAAUUACUUAUUUUAUUUAUAUGUACAAAAAUACGAUUCUAAAACAAAGUCUCAUCAAAACUUAUAAUUAAAAAAAAAUUAAAUAAUUAUGAGCAUAAGAUAUGUACUGAUUCGUUUCUAUACAUUCUUUUUAUAAUAAAAAAAAAGAAGUUUUGAAUUCCUUCUAAUCACGUGUAUGUUGUAAAAUGUAUCUGAUUUGACGAUAAAGUGGAACAAAAUACUUUUGAGACUUUAUCCCGAAUGUUAUUAAAUUUCUAAACCCGUAAGGUUAACCCCACGCUGUGUGUUUGAACUAUAGCAACCGCUAGCAUCCCACGCGUUGGUUGUACAUUAAAGAAAAAAAAAACAACAGAUUUUGUUAGUGAAAAUUGCCCAUGGAUGACUUCCUCUGUAUGUGAUUUGAGGUGUCAACCGUGGAAGAUGUAUGAAUGACGUAUGAUGUUUCCUUUGUAUUUACACCAAAUGCCGGCAAAGAGGUAGCGCAGACGCGAGGCAUGAGAGGUGGUGGUUAUAUUAAAGAACCCAAAGCAAAGUGACAUGGAAUCGCGGCAUUCAAUUAAGCAUCGUGUCGCAUUAUUAACAGAUCAACGGCUAUUUGGCCAUCCUUGUCCGCGUGAUGGUGCCAUGUGCGGAAAGAGAGACGCGGGAGAUAUUCUAUAUAUGUUAGGUAUAUAGUAGAGCGAGCUUGUUGCGCCAUUGCACUACUUUGGGUGCUCGCGAUGGAGGCGUGGCUGCACACGGUGGUCCCGGCCAAUUGGCUGUUGGUACGUCCACAGCGGGAAGAGGACGCACUUCCCCUCAAUCGCGGUGCUGAAAGUGAGUAAGAUCACACCGUUUGGUGUGGCUUUCUCAGCUUUACACAGCGCGCCAUUCAAAUCACAACGGCCACAGCCACAGCGGGAACAAUGCGGCAGGCCUCCAACCAAUCUUCAGCCGCCUCUCUCGGCAGUUGUUGGAUGACUGUUGAGUGCAAUGGACGUGACUGUUUUGGCACAUCAUAGCACAUUUUGUCGUGUCGUGUAAAGAAGGGAACAAAACAUUCAGCAUUUAGUUCUCUCCACCCUCUGAGAGUGUCAAUACCCCAAAAGUAAUCCCCGCACCACCCCCAUAUACGCGCGUAUGCACCCCGUGCGGACACGCAGCUCAGUGUUAAAAUCAUUUUAUUAUAGCCAAGUGGUGUCGUGUUGGGAAAAUUGAUUUUUGCGCAAUUAUGUACAAAGGCAAGGAGAUACAUAUAUAUACAGCACACAGCACUCCUUAGCAUAAGGUGUGAGAGUGAAUAGAAGAGACCUAUGUAUGUACAUUGCAUAGAAAUAAUGUAUAUAUGGCUACAUGACUUUUCUGGCCUAAUAGCACCUCUAAUUAAUUGAUUGGACAGGCAAAGUACGCGCGCUCCUUUCGUACUUGUCUCACUCAUUAUUCACCCAAGUGCUCAAACGAAGUGAAUUCAGCGAUAUUAGAGGCCUUCUUUUACAACAAUCACAUCACCGCCAGUGUCUCUCAAUCAUUUAAUCCGUAUCAAACACAAGGAUUACAACAACCUGAUAUACUGCAUAUAUACAUUACAUAUCAAACGUAUUUAGUGGACUAAUACGGACCGAAGACGGCAUUAAAUUGCCAACGGCCAAGUGAAGCAAACAAGACUUCUCUCACUCUGUGAAAGUGUUUUUGUGAUUUUUUUUUAAUAAUCUUAAAAAUAUUAUUUUGGAUUUUUUGGAUAAAUAAUUGUUGAAAGAAAAAAGAAACAAAAUGGGUGAAUUGGCAGAAUAUCGAAUGCAUCAGCAUAUAGCACAGGAGAUAUACCGGCAGCAAAUCCUUCAGAGAUUGCCAGAUCCAUAUCCAACCAUGUUACCGGUGCCACCGCCUUCCAGGCAUUUUCUACCGCCGGCAUUUACAUUGACUGGCAUCGAGGCGAAACUUCAGAACUACGACAUGUGGAGCAGUUUUGCACCCCACGGCACAGAAAUGAUCAUCACAAAGAGUGGCAGACGGAUGUUCCCGUCCGUGCGAGUAACUCUGUCAGGUCUUGAGGACGAUGCAAGUUACUGUUUGAUGCUGGAGAUGGUCCCAAUUGGGGAUUGUCGGUACAAAUUCAGCGGAUCCCAGUGGGUACCAGCAGGUGGUGCUGAGCCACAGAGUCCUCAGAGAAUGUACCUUCAUCCCGACAGUCCUGCCCUAGGAUCACACUGGAAUUCUCAACCGGUGUCGUUUAGCAAAGUUAAACUCACCAAUAAUACCCUCGACAGCAAUGGACAUGUCGUUCUCACCAGUAUGCACAAGUACAAGCCCCGUCUUCAUGUGAUCAGAACGUCAGAACCUAGCCAAAUUCCUUGGUCACCGUCGCAGGUCUUUUUCUUCCAAGACACGGACUUUGUGGCAGUUACUGCAUAUCAGAACGACAACAUCACAAAGCUAAAGAUCGACAACAAUCCAUUUGCAAAGGGAUUCCGUGAGACUGGGCAGUCGCGAUGCAAACGCAAAUCAACAAUUACAAAUGGCAGCAGUGCUGGUUCAUCGUCAGUCACGCUCAAAUCCAAUGUUUCACUGAUGGGGACAUCGCUUAAAGCGUCCAAGAGUGAUCCGACGAUGGCCCAAACGAUGACGGACGAAGCAGCGCGUCAUCCGCCAAAGAGGAAGCGUACAAAUAGUUCAUCGGGAUCAGUGUCAUCGCUGGACGAUAGUGGUUUAUCAAUUUGCGGGAGUUCCAGCCGAACGAGUUCACCCUCCACAAAUACCGAGGAUGCCUCCCCAACACGCUCAAUGGCUACCACGGCCCCUAGUGGUGUGGAUGUGGUGGAUGCAAUGCGUGGCCUUCCAGCACCACCGGAGACAAUUUUGCAGCACUACAGUGCAGCCGCGGCGGCACGUUCAAAUUGGAUUGACUUCGCUUUGUACUUCUCGCGUGUUUCAGGAUUGCCUCUGGGGGCGUAUCAGCAUCCCGUACCACAUCACCACCCACAGACACCACCUGCUGGCUAUGACAUACUCAGUGCCUAUGGGCCACCGUACCCACCUCUAGCCGCCGCGACGACUCCCUUUGGCGGGAAUGUGCUAAUGCAUCUCGCGGCGGCGCACACGAUGCGUUCCCCAACAGCCGAAAGUCCCAUCUCACCCACCCACCAUGGCGGUGAUUCAGCACGAAAGAGCAGCUUCACCAUUGACGCCAUCCUUGGACGUGAGGAACAGAACUAAUAAGAAGCUGGUCACAGUGAAUAAAAAUAAAAUCAUUCGGCCAAGAUCUUCAUCUGAGCCUACUAGACUGAAUUGCGGUGCAUUUCAUUAAACAUUAAUUUUUUUGAUUAAUAAUUGACGACACGUAGAAAAGCAAAAGUGCCUCAAAAGAACGAAUCUGUGGCAAGAACCUGCCCACGAUAUUAAGUGCGUAAUUUAUAGUAAAUAAAAGAAAUUAAUUUUAGUGCCAUUUAAUGUGUGAAAUGAAUGAUUCGUAAAAAAAAAGAAUUUUUACAUACAAAAAAAAAUAAGAAUCCCAACAAUUCUAAAUUUAAAACGAAAAUGAAUAAAAAUGAAAAUUUAAGAAGAAUAAAAAAGGAUUUAUUAUGGAUUUUAGUGUUUGUUAUGUACAUUCAUACAUUCAUGUAUGUAAGAUUCCAGUGCGUAUCACCCUAAUAAAUAUAUAAUUACAUAUAAAAUAUAAAUUGUAAAGAAAAUAGAAAUUAAAAAAAUAGACAUGUAGAGAAUAUUUAGUAUGUAGAAGAAUUAUAUUCAACUUUAAUUUACAAGUUUUUUAUUAAGUUGUCUCUAAGUGCAAUCAUUACGAAAUAUUUUUCAGUUCUUUCAAAUCCUCAAAGAAAUUUUCCUAAACUUUUUUUUUCUCUAUCAGAUGAAAAAAACUAAAUAUUUAUUUUGUAGAACAUUCAUUUCCUUCUUAAAACUUCUAAAAGGACUUUUACGGUUUUAUUCAAUAGAAUAUUAAAGUUAAAAAAAAAUCCCCAGAAAUAAAUCGUAUACUCAGAAAAGAAUCAAAAAGAAUUGUAAAGAUUAUUAAACAUGCAUUGGUUGAAGAUUAUUCUGUAUGUCCAAAGAGAAUAAAAAUAUUUUUUGUAAAUAAAAAAAAACAAA